AUGUUGUUGUUUUGUUGCAAAGAGGUGGAUCAGAGCAUUCAGAAGCAGGAGGCCAAACACAAUAAGGAUAACAACCUGGACAACCAGAGACUUUCAUCAAUACCUACACCAAGUUUUCUCUCUGGCGAGAACAUCCAGUUUGAGAGCGACAAUGUGAAGUAUCAGCUGACAGCGCCAGACACAAACUCUUCAGGUGGCCAGACAUCAUCGUUAUCCACAUCAUCCACAUCGUCAAGUGAUAGUGCAGGACUCAUCAAACUAUGGGUCACAAACUACAGGAUAAUAUACAGGUCGUUGGAGAGGGACACGCAGUUGGAGCAGGCAGAGCUGGAGGGCAUAGAGCUGGCGUCAAUCAUCUCGAUAAAGAAGAGUGUGAACAAGUACCAUCGCGUGCUCUCGCGUCUGUUCAAGGUGGUCUACAUCGCAUUCCUCAACAAGCAUGACGAGGAGACGUUCGUGACCCUGGUCGGCAAGCUGGCAUUCCACAAGCCCACAAAGUUCCAGUUUGCAUUCUCCAAUCUCGAGCGACCCGACCCCAACACCCUUGCCGUCGCCCCAUCCGACAGCAACAACACCAUUGGCAUCGGCAGGAACAGACUGGCGGGCAGUGGCGGAGCCAACAACACAACAUUAUCAUCAUCGUCAUCAUCGAUGGACAACGCUGGAAGUGGAAGUACGAGCGCACACUUGGUUCGCGUGACCUCAGAGUACCAGCGAAUGAACUUGAACUGCAAUCAAUGGCGCAUAUCACAGGUCAACUCAAGGUUCGACAUUUGCAACUCGUAUCCGGCGUCGAUUGUGUUGCCGGCCAUGGUGGAGGACGUACACAUCAGGGACAAGCGCAACAUUCGUGUGAAUGGCCGCUUCCCCGCGGUCACGUGGACCAACCUCGUGCCAAUGAGUGGUCGCACCGUGUUCCUGGCGGUCGCCCAUCAAUCAUGCACCUUCAACACAACGUCAUUGUCGCCGCUGUCCGAUGACGACACGGACAGCUUCGACAUCCGUCUUCUCAAGGCGCUGCACAAGGCUGCGUCGGCGGACCGCAUCCUCGUAUUGGACACGGGUGUCGCUGCGCCUUCAAAGAAGUACGAGGCGAUCUUCCCACAAUGCAGCUUUAGUAGUCUGGCCCUGGACGAGGGCGAAAGGGUGCGUCAGGCUCACUGCCGUCUGCUGGAGCUAUGCACCAGCGCCACUCCCCUCGAGGCAAAUCGCGCCAAGUGGCAGAGCGCCCUGGCCACGACAGAGUGGAUGGACAUCAUUUCAAACACUAUUCGCGCGGCAUUUCGCGUGGCCGAGUCGCUGAUUGGAGGAACCCCUGUAAUUGUACAAAGUGGCGAGGGCCACGAUCACGACGAGAUACUCAUGUCAGCGCUGGCACAGGUCAUCCUGGACCCGCACUACCGCACGCUGGCCGGUAUCCAAGCACUGAUCAACAAGGAUUGGAUCGAGUUUGGCGCGCAAGCCUUUGGCCACACUCAUCAACAACCCAAGAGCAGCAGCAGCGUGGCGUCUCAGCUUGGCGCUCUGUCGUUCAACAUGUUCUGCGAUGUGCUGGUGCAGUUUGUCAUGCAGUUCCCGACUGACUUUGAGUACAACGAAUCGCUCAUCCAAUUCGUCUGUCACAAUGCCUUCACCAGUCGCUUUGGCAACUUCUUGGCGCGCUCACCCAAAGAAGCUGUCCAACUCAACAUCCACAUGGCCACGCCCUCCAUCUGGGCCACAAUCUCUGCAUCCCCAGAUCGUUAUAUCAAUCCAUACUACAAAGCUUACUCAUUAUCAGCGCUACCAAUCAAGCAGUUCAGCUGCAACAACUUAUACUUUUGGAGCGAGUUCUAUACGAGAUGGAUCACAUCACCAACGAGACUCAAUGUGAAUAGGAUGGUGAAGGUGCAGAUCGAUCAGGCCAAGGCAAUCCAGAACAUCGUUAAGUCGGUAAACCUGGUACUAAACGCUUCCGGCCUGUUCAACCUGCCAGCCUCAGUCCUCCAUCCUCACGCCAACCAAUACCUCAAAUGCAUCCACUCAGUCUUCCUCUCUGACAACAUACUCUACGCAAUACCCACGACCAUUCUCCGAUUCGAAACUUUGAAGGAGUUAACGAUUGAGAACAACAUGAUAUCAUUCGUUCCACCUCAGUUCUGGAUGUUGUUGCAUGAUAAGAUCAAGGGACUGGAAUAUCUGAGUCUGGCGCGCAAUCAACUGACAUCAAUACCUCGCGAGAUAGGCCAGUUCACAUCAUUACGCAAGCUCAACUUGAUGGAGAAUCAGAUCAGUGAGCUAUCGCCACAUAUUACCAAAUUGACCAACCUGAUAUGUUUGAACUUGAAUGGGAAUGCACUGGAGUUUGGCGUUGAGCUAGUCAACCUCUACUCACUCACCGAGUUACACUUUGCAGGCAACAAACUAAAGACUCUACCAAGUCUCAUCUCUGAGUUGAGUCAGCUCAAGAGUCUCAACCUCAUGGACAACCAGAUCUCCAAGAUGCCCAGUUCCAUUGCCGACCUGCGCCAGCUCCAGCACCUCAACUUAUCAUCCAAUCAAAUUACCAAGAACAAUCAGAUUACAGCAAUACCAGAGGAGUUGACACAAUUGAAGAAGUUGAUCGUCUUGAGACUUGGCCACAACAUGAUCACGUGCAUACCUCCAACAAUAGGCUCACUCGAAUCAUUGGAGAACUUUGUCAUUCGUCACAACCAGCUCGAGUCGCUACCACAAUCACUAGGCGUGAUGUCAUCACUCAAACAUCUUGACAUCGAGGGCAAUCCCAACUUGAAGAAUAGCAAGUUGUUGGCAAAGACGCCCAGCAGCGCACUUGGCGCAGGCUCGACCAUCAGCGGUGGCGGUAGCGGCAACAGCUCGGACGCAGCGUCCACCACCAACAUGAGUUCAAUCUUCUCACAGAUGAAGGAGCAGGUCGAGAGCAUACAGCCAUGUGCGCGAGCCAAGAUUAUGUUUGUGGGCGAUACCAAGAGCGUGGGCAAGGGUGGCGGACUAUGCCACAACCUCUUCUACAAUCGCCGCCAGUACAAACAUCAGACCGACAUCAACAGCUGUGGUGUCGACAUUGACACUGUGCCAUACUACGUGCACGCCCCGCCAUUUGUGCGCGCCAAUCCGGACGACCAGUCCGCCAGCAUCCCCAUCGACCUGCGCAUCUGGGAGCUCACUGGCAACACACACUUCCGCGCGUGGCAGCCACACUUCUUCACAGACAAGACGGUCUAUGUCGUGCAGUUCACGUUCAGCGGGGAGAUUGCGACGGACAACGCCACUCUGGACUAUUGGUUGGACUCAAUCACACAUCGCCACUCCAAGAUCAAGAUCUUUGCCGUUGGCAUUGUGGCUGCGGGCCAGGCGGCUUCCGAACAGACCUACCUCCAGUGGCUGGCGAGUUGGCGUGCACUUAACAAGCACAAGUUAUACCUGAACCGUGCGAUCGAGUUCAUGUUCCUCACACUCACCGAUAAUGUAUUCAUAGAACAACUCAAGGAACGUAUCAUCGCAUCACUUCCACAGGCCACAAUGGUCAACGAGAUGGUGCCCUCGCCAUUUGUGCUGGUCGAACGCUACCUGGAGGAGCGUCGCGCAGCCAAGCCCACACUUGCCAUGGAGGAAAUGGUCACAUUGGCCACCAGCUACAAUGUGCGUGGACGCGCCAAGAUUGGCAAACUGUUACAAUUCCUACAGCACACGGGCAGCAUCACGUAUGACCCGCGACUGAGCGAGUUGAUUGUGAUCAGUCCUCCAUGGCUGAUCCAGAGCUUCACAGCAUUGGUGCUGGCCGUCGAGAAGAUGCCCAGCGCAGUGGUCAAGGUGUCCGACCUGGCAGUAGUGUGGCCCGCGCAUCGCGAGCAGCUAAUUCACUUGGCACAUCGAUUUGAUGUGCUGUCCUAUACCAAGUCUGCUGGAGCCAAUGCCCUGCCACUGCCACAGACCUCCAUGACCAAUGACUGUCAGAGUGUAAUUGUUUACGCGCUGCACCAACCAGGCGGUCUGCGGCCAGCUAGCAACGAGAAAACAUCCGCUGCGCCGGUGGUUGUACUGACCGGCGACCGAAGUCCCGCAAGCGGUAGUCCGAGCGCCAGUCUCGUCUUGGCCACAUGUGGAGGUGAAGGCUUGGCCCUGCAGCGAAUGUUGCAAUUCAAGUUCCAACUUCCAUCAACUUUGUUUGCUCAUAUCGUCCAGCAUCUAUCACAGGUGUGCAAGUUGCGUCGCCAUCAAAGCCAGGGCGUGUCGAUCAAGAGUGCCACAUUCAUCUCCGUCCAGGAUUAUUAUCGCGGAUCAUUCAAUCAGGUGAUGGACACAGCGGACGAUUCAUUGGAUAAUGCCGUCUUGCUCGUGAUCAAGCAGACCAAUGACAACACACUACACCUUAGUGUAACUGGACCCGAGAGCAGGUUCUUCAUCGUACAGGACAUGCUUGGCAAGGCAAUGAAGUUGCUCGAGUCCACUUUGGGCCACCAGUUCUCAUUCAAUCCAUAUCGCGUACUGGUGCCAUGUCCCCAUUGCGCCAGUGUAGCUGGCGGAGGUGGACCCAACGCGCACUUCCCAAUCGAGUUGCUAGAGCUGGCGUACUUGAGUGGACUGCAAGAAGCAGUGUGUCGCAGCGACCCUAGUCAAGAGUACAGAUUGGCAAUCAGCAAGUUGUCACCAGACAUUACCAUGACACACUUCAAGGGCAACAUUAUCGAUCAUCACUCACUCUACUUUGAAGCCGAGCUUGGACGUGGUGGCUUUGGUAUAGUAUACCGAGGACGCUACAACGAUCAAGAUGUAGCAAUCAAGAAGUUGAUUGUUGAAGGAGGUAGCACUGAGGUGGCAGGCCUGGAACCUUCCAAUGGUCAGGCCCAAGUCCCAGCCCCGGCACAGGUUCAAGAACCUGCCAAGGAGAGCGCAGAGGACCAAGACCAGGUGACGUCUCAAGUCCAGGAAUCAUCAGACAUUGGAUCAAACUCAAACUCAAAGGUUGAGUUUGCCAGCCUGAAGCCAGAUGAUAAUAUGGACCUGAUUCAGAGCUUUAGGGACUUUAGACGCGAGUCAUAUGUGAUGGACUUUAUGAAGCAGAGAGAGCGCACACUUAAGCUUGUGGGCUUGUGUCUCCAUCCAUUCUGUUUGGUCACAGAGUACAUACCGUGUGGCGACUUGGAGUCGCUCCUGCACCAACAUCGUCCCCUGCCCUUUGCCCUAUGUCUCAAGAUCGCGCUGGACAUCACACAGGGCAUGCUGGAGUUCCAUCAACAACGCCCGCCACUCCAUCACAAUGACUUGAAGCCGCCAAACAUACUCCUGCGCCACCCCAUGCCCGACCGCACAUUAUCCGCACCAGACAUGAUGGCACAACUUCUCGAGCUGGACCAGAUGGCGACGAUUGGUGACUUGGGCACAGUGCGUGACAGUUUUGGCUCGCGUCUCGAGGGUCGCCUCGUCGACAACCCAAUCUACCUCGCACCCGAGAUCAUUAUGAAGAGCGCCUACUACAAUCACUCAGUGGACGUGUACAGCUUUGGCGUGAUACUCUGGGAGAUGGUGUCUACGAUCGGCUACUUCUCCGAGGAGUCCUUCCUUGCCAAUGUGGAGAUACACGUAUCACGAGGCUACCGACCGCCCAUCCCAGAGUGCAAUGUAGCAUAUCGUCGUCUGAUCAAUCAGUGCUGGAACCAAGACCCCACACGACGUCCAACCUUCCAAGAGAUACUCGAGUCAAUCAAAGACAUGAUCAACAUAUUGAUGUCUGGACAAGUCCAGGUCCAGGCACAGGCCCAGCAAGUCCAACAAAAUGAUGAUUCAACUUCCUCCACUUCCACUCCAUCGUUGGACCCAACAUCAAUGUUGACCAAUCAAUCAGAUAAAUCUGGAAUUGGCGCCAAUGAUGAGUCCUCACAUAACAAUGUACCAACAACAACAACAACAACAACAACAACUACAACAACAACAACUACAACUACCUCAACAAUUCAACAACAAUGGAAGGAUGCAAUUAUUGACAACACAUCCAAGUUGAGGACAGCACAAUACCUGAAGAGUCAUCUCACCGAUUAA
Molecule: messenger RNA, 6039 nt
Organism: Acytostelium subglobosum LB1
Lineage: Eukaryota; Evosea; Eumycetozoa; Acytosteliales; Acytosteliaceae
Exons: 5
Coding region: 1-6039 (2012 amino acids)
Biological process (GO): protein phosphorylation
Molecular function (GO): protein kinase activity; protein binding; ATP binding
Source: RefSeq, a predicted model, not a curated record